ACUCACAGAGGGCCUUUUUCUAAUUUGAUCCUUGGAUGAGGGUGUAGCGUCUUCCUUUAGAUCCUUUUCUUGGAUUAUGAUCGUAGCUAGUGUUAAACUACUGCAUGCUGCCUGGUCAUCACCAGGAUUUGGUCAUCCACAUAAACACGAUGCUGUUGUGAGUUCACAUUUCUAUUUAGGGAAACGUGUCAGCUAGAAAUACCUCCACCUUACUUCCUGGGCGCAUGCGUACUGAGCCAGUUGCCAAAAUAGUGCCUUGAGUAAGUGACAGCUUUAAAAACCAUCCAACUGCUAACUUCAAACCAGAAGGUCAGCAAAGGAAAGUGGAAGUUGGAUUCUGAGCGAUCAAGGUGGCCACAGGGAUUUAACAGUGGUUGGCAUUUUGGAGACUUCAUCAACUAGCCUGGGGGUUCUUCUUGGAUUUCUUGACUGUUGCCUGUCUUUGUCUUCUCUCUUCUGACUUCAAGAUGAAUGUGCAAGCUUGCUCUAGGUGUGGAUAUGGGGUUUAUCCCGCUGAGAAGAUCAGCUGUAUAGAUCAGAUAUGGCAUAAAGCAUGUUUUCACUGUGAAGUCUGCAAGAUGAUGCUAUCGGUUAAUAACUUCGUGAGUCACCAGAAAAAGCCAUAUUGUCAUGCCCAUAACCCCAAGAACAACACUUUCACAAGUGUCUAUCACACUCCCUUAAAUCUAAAUAUGAAGAAGGCUCCAGAGGCCAUCAGUGGGAUGGAUGAGCAAGAUGGUGAACGCUUUAAAUCAUUUUUUCACUGGGACAUGAAAUCCAAGGAUGGAGCAGCUGCACCUAACAGGCAGCCACUGGUGAACGAGAGACCUUAUUGGACUGGAUAUGGGGAAGUGAAUACUUGGUGCCCUGGAGCUCUGCCAGACCCUGAAAUUGUAAGGAUUGUUGAGGCACGGAAGUCUCUUGGUGAGGAAUAUACAGAAGACUAUGAGCAGCAGAGGGGCAAGGGGAGCUUUCCAGCCAUGAUCACUCCUGCUUAUCAAAGGGCCAAGAAAGCCAACCAGCUGGCCAGCCAAGUGGAAUACAAGAGAGGGCAUGAUGAGCGCAUCUCCAGGUUCGCCACGGUGGCAGAUACCCCUGAGCUGCUACGGGCCAAGGCAGGGACACAGCUUCAGAGUGACGUGAGAUAUUCAGAGGAGUAUGAACGGCAGAGAGGGAAAGGCAGUUUUCCUGCUAUGAUCACACCUGCCUAUCAGAUAGCCAAAAGGGCCAAUGAGCUGGCAAGUGAUGUGAGGUACCAUCAACAAUAUCAAAAAGAAAUGAAGGGAAUGGCCGGUCCUGCUGCUGGAGCUGAGGGCAUGUUUUCAAAGGAAUAUGUAGACCGGUGUGGCCAGGGUUACUUGGGAGAGUAUGAAGAACACAGGGGAAAGGGCAGCUUCCCGGCCAUGAUUACCCCAGCUUAUCAGAACGCCAAGAAAGCCAACGAGCUUGUGAGUGAUAUAAAGUACAGGCAGGACUUCAACAAGAUGAAAGGCGCUGCGUAUUACCACUCCCUUCCAGCCCGGGACAACUUGGUUCUUCAGCGUGCUCAGAGUGUGAACAAGCUUGCGAGCGAGGUAGAGUAUAAGAAGGAUCUGGAAGGUAGUAAAGGCCACAGCAUCAACUACUGUGAAACGCCUCAAUUCAGGAACGUGAGCAAGAUCUCAAAAUUCACCAGUGAUAAUAAAUACAAAGAAAACUACCAGAACCACAUGAGAGGCCACUACGAAGGCGUUGGUAUGGACAGACGGACUCUCCAUGCUAUGAAAGUUGGAAGUCUGGCAAGCAAUAUUGCCUACAAGGCUGAUUAUAAACAUGACGUUGUUGACUACAACUACCCAGCCACUCUUACUCCUUCCUAUCAAACCACUGUGAAACUGGUUCCCUUGAAAGAUGUCAACUACAGGCAAAGCAUCGACAAGUUGAAGUACAGCUCUGUGACCAACACUCCUCAGAUUGUUCAGGCCAAAAUCAAUGCCCAGCAGCUGAGUGAUGUAAAUUACCGCGCUGACUAUGAGAAAAAUAAGCUGAAUUACACACUGCCGCAGGAUGUACCUCAGCUGGUGAAGGCCAGAAACAAUGCCGAACUAUUUAGUGAGGUGAAGUACAAAGAAGGCUGGGAGAAGACAAAGGGGAAAGGCUUUGAGAUGAAGCUGGAUGCUAUGUCUCUGCUGGCCGCCAAAGCCUCCGGGGAGCUUGCUAGCAAUAUUAAAUACAAAGAAGAAUACGAAAAAACAAAAGGCAGAGCCAUGGGAACUGCAGACGCCAGGCUUCUGCACUCCCUACAGGUUGCCAAGAUGAGCAGUGAGGUUGAAUACAAGAAAGGCUUUGAAGAGAGUAAGACCCACUUUCACCUGCCCAUGGAUAUGGUGAACAUCAGGCAUGCUAAGAAGGCCCAGGCUCUAGCCAGUGACCUGGAUUACAGGAAGAAACUGCCCAAGUUCACAGUGUUGCCUGAAGACAUGAAGACUACCUGGGCCAAGAAAGCCUAUGGGCUCCAGAGUGAGCUGCAGUACAAGGCCGACCUGGCAUGGAUGAAGGGAGUCGGAUGGCUGACCGAGGGGAGUCUCAAUUUGGAACAAGCCAAGAAGGCUGGACAGCUGGUCAGCGAGAAAAGCUACAGGCAGAGAGUCGAUGAGCUGAAAUUCACCAGUGUGGCCAACAGCUCCCAGAUGGAGCAUGCCAAGAAGAGCCAGGAGCUGCAGAGCGAGGUGGCAUACAAGGCAGGAAAUGCGCAGUCUGUCCAUCAGUACACCAUCAGCAAGGAUGAACCUCUCUUCCUGCAGGCCCGAGCGAAUGCUACAAACCUCAGUGAGAAACUGUACAAGAGCAGCUGGGAAAACCAGAAGGCGAAAGGGUUUGAGCUGCGUCUUGACUCCUUGACCUUCCUGACAGCCAAAGCCAAGAGGGACCUGGCAAGUGAGGUGAAGUACAAGGAGGAUUACGAGAGGUCCCGGGGGAAGCUUAUCGGAGCAAAGGAUGCACGGGGGGAUUCACAAAUGAGCCACUCACUGCACAUGUCCAAGCUGCAGAGUGAACUGGAGUACAAGAAGGGAUUCGAGGACACCAGGUCCCAGUGCCAUGUCUCCCUGGACAUGGUCCACCUCGUGCAUGCCCGCAAGGCUCAGCAUUUAGCCACAGACAUAGGCUACAAGACGGCGUCCCAUCAAUUCACUGCUUUGCCCACAGACAUGAAGGUGGAAUGGGCCAAGAAGGCUUACAGUUUACAGAGUGAUAACCAAUACAGAGCAGAUGUGAAGUGGAUGAAAGGCGCGGGCUGGGUCGCCACCGGGUCAUUAAAUGUGGAGCAGGCAAAGAAGGCAGGAGAGCUCGUUAGCGAGAGGAAGUACCGUCAGCAUCCUGAUGCUUUGAAGUUUACCAGUAUUAAAGACACUCCAGAGAUGGUCCAGGCCCGAAUUAGUUAUACCCAAGCCGUGGAUAGGUUAUACAAGGAGCAAGGAGAAAACAUAAAACAUCAUUACACGCAGACGGCAGACCUCCCUGAAGUCUUGCUGGCCAAGAUGAACGCCAUGAAUCUCAGUGAGACACGUUAUAAGGAAUCCUGGAGCAAACUUCGAGACGGCGGGUAUAAACUGAGGUUGGACGCCAUUCCAUUCCAGGCAGCAAAGGCUUCUGCUGAAAUCAUAAGUGAUUAUAAAUACAAAGAGGCAUUUGAGAAAAUGAAAGGACAGAUGCUUGGCUCCCGGAGCUUGGAAGAUGAUAUCAGCCUUGCACACUCCGUGUAUGCGACCUCACUACAGAGCGAUGUGAAUUACAAGAAAGGCUUUGAACACUCAAAGGCCCAGUUCCAUCUGCCAUUGGACAUGGUAACCCUGGUGCAUGCCAAGAAGGCUCAGACCCUGGCCAGUGACCAGGACUACAGACAUCCACUCCCCCAGUACACUUCCUUGGCGGAAGACCUGAGGCUGAGCUGUGUCAAGAAAGCUCACAAAUUGCAGAGUGAGAAUUUGUAUCGCUCAGACCUGAACUUCAUGCGGGGCGUCGCCUGUGUCAUUCCAGGAACGUUGGAGAUAGAAGGGAAGAAGAAAGCGUCUGAGCUCAUCAGUGAGAGUAAAUACCGUCAGCAGCCCCAGUCAUUCAAGUACACAGCUGUGACCGACUCGCCCAGCCUCCUUCACGCGAAAUUCAGCAAUCAGAUUACCAAUGAGCGCCUCUAUAAAGCAGCUGGAGAAGAUGCGAGACACCAGUACACCACGACCCUGGGGCUUCCGGAGUUUGUCCGUGCGAAAACCAACGCGGCCAAUCUCAGUGACACGAAAUACAAGGAGUCUUGGCGGAAUUUCCGUGCUCAAGGCUACAAGCUGACAACACAGGCGCUCCCCUUCCAGGCGGCUCGGGCCUCUGGAGAAAUCUCCAGCGAUUUUCUCUACAGACAUGACUUUGUGAGGGAGCGGGGACAGCUCAUCGGGGUCCGCAGUGUGAGUGACGACCGCCGGCUCCAGCACUGCCAGCGGAUGGGCCAGCUGCAGAGCGAGAAUCAGUACCGGAGGGAGGCGGCGGGCACCCAAGCCCAGUACCACCUGCCCAUGGACAUGGUGAACCUGGUCCAUGCCAGGAAGGCCCAGGCCCUGGCCAGUGACCAUGACUACAGGACACGGUGCCACGCAUUCACCGCAGUACCCGAGGACCUGAAGCUGGCCUGGGCCAAGAAAGCCCACGCUCUGCAGAGUGAGUGGCGCUACAAAUCAGACCUGAUGGGCAUGAAGGGUGCAGGCUGGCUGGCGCAGAGCUCCCCGCAGAUGGAGAGCGCAAAGAAGGCUGGAGAACUCAUCAGCGAGACCAAAUACCGUAAGAAGCCAGACAGCAUCAAGUUCACCACCGUGGUCGACUCCCCAGACCUGGUGCAUGCCAAGAGCAGCUACAUGCACUGUAACGAGCGUCUGUACAGGUCAGGGGAUGUGGAGUCCCUGCACAGGUACACCCCGAUUCCCGACCACCCCGAUUUCGCCCGAGCCCGCCUCAACGCGCUUCAUCUGAGUGAUAAAGUCUACAGAAACUCUUGGGAGCAGACUCGGGCUGGUGGCUAUGACUUCAGGCUGGAUGCCAUCCCAUUCCAGACAGCCCGUGCAUCCAGAGAGAUCGCCAGCGAUUUCCGGUAUAAGGAGGCCUUCCUUCGGGAGCGGGGCCUACAGAUUGGGUAUUGCAGCGUCAACGAUGACCCAAGGACGAGGCACGUCCUCAGCGUCGGCAAACUCCAGAGUGACAACGAGUACAAGAAGGACUUUGCCAAGACCCGGUCCCAGUUCCACAGCCGUGCAGACCAGCCCGGCCUCCUCCAAGCCAAGCGGAGCCAGCAGCUGGCCAGUGACGUGCACUACAGGCAGCCUCUGCCCCAGCCCACCUGUGACCCGCGGCAGCUGGGCCUGAAGCACGUGCAGAAGGCUCAGCAGCUGCAGAGCGACGUCAAGUACAAAUCGGACUUGAACCUGACCAGAGGUGUCGGCUGGACCCCUCCUGGCUCCUACAAAGUGGAGAUGGCUCGGCGGGCUGCAGAACUGGCCAAUGCCAGGGGCCUCGCUCUCCGGGGCGCUUAUCGGGGGCCAGAGGCUGUGGACGCUGGUGAUCAUCAACGGGAAGACGUGAACCCCGAUGCCACUGAGAUUCUGCAUGUCAAAAAGAGGAAGGCUCUGUACUGAGCUGGCGACACCCACCCAAGAGUCUGAGGAGAGAAGCUGGAGAGGGUGUUUGCCCCCAGAGACGAGCUUUACCUGGCUUCAGUGUUGGCAAGCUGUAAAACGGCACGCGUGACCGUCCCACUCUGCCUCGGUUAAAACAAUGACACUAUGAAAGCAAAUGGAGAAUGUAGUAUAUUUUUGGUCCUUAUCUAGUACCUAGCAGUGGCUGACUGGUUCUGUUGAGUUGCUCGUGUGUCUGGGAUAAAGGAAUAAAGGUGUACAGGCAAUUCCCAUUGGAGCUGGGUGUUCUGUAAUUCCAUGUCCACAAAUGUUCAAGAUGCAGCCAGUUUCUGUGAACACUGAUUUUCUAGAAGAACAAUUGUGGGAAGGGAAUCAAACAUGAUACAUUUCAGGUUGAUUCCGUUAUU
Molecule: messenger RNA, 6061 nt
Organism: Loxodonta africana (African savanna elephant)
Lineage: Eukaryota; Metazoa; Chordata; Mammalia; Proboscidea; Elephantidae
Gene: NRAP
Product: nebulin related anchoring protein
Exons: 42
Coding region: 468-5654 (1728 amino acids)
Biological process (GO): cardiac muscle thin filament assembly
Cellular component (GO): Z disc
Molecular function (GO): actin filament binding
Source: RefSeq, a predicted model, not a curated record